Molecule: messenger RNA, 1257 nt
Organism: Haemonchus placei
Lineage: Eukaryota; Metazoa; Nematoda; Chromadorea; Rhabditida; Trichostrongylidae
Source: the annotation of a GenBank genome assembly
AUGAAGGCCGAUAUGUCGGGCCCGGUCCAACCGACUUACUACCGGAUGAAAACUGUAGAAGAGUAUGAAGCUUCCGGUGUCCAUGUUAAAUCGAAAGAGACAAGAAAGUACAUCUUCACAUUUUUGGAUGACAUUAGUCGGGUAUGUUAUGGUUUUGAAUCAGAUCCCAUUGAGCAGAUCUGUGAUAGACUCGAUCGUCAAGAAUUCGUCGAAAUUCUAAAGAAGAUGUUGGUGCUCAAUCAAGACUUCCGUUUGACACCUCUGGAAGGUCUCGAGCACAAAUUUGUCACAAUGAGUCAUCUUCAUGCUUACGCAAAUACAAACUAUUUCCGUACCAGUAUGAAAAGGAUGGAAGUAUGUGUGCGGCGUCCAACGACCGUCGUUAAUUCUUCUGCUCAGCUUUUCCGCGGUGCAGCUCCAUCUACACCGAUUACGCAGACUCUACCUACCGCGCUUCCAACCGCCCAACAACUGCCGCCAGCUGCUCAACCCGAUCCUUUGAGCCAUGUUCUUCAUCAAUACCAGACCGUGGCUGCCACUACAAAUCCCUCGACUGCAGCUGCUGCACAGUAUUUCUAUCAACCUCUUGCUACUUUGUUACCAUACGGCCUAUCUGGAGGAUCGGCUGCUUUUGCUGCAGGCUCACGUCAACCGCAGUACGUUUCAUUUGCCCCCGCUGCUCAACAGCUUGUGCCACAGUUUGUUCCUGUUUCAAUUAUGGAUCCAUCCGUCUUGGCUGCACAAGCACAGUGGCAGGGAGCUGCAGCUGGAGGAUCCCAACUUUUAUGGCCUGCACCAACAAUUUUUCCGCCAACAACUGAUCUUUUCAUGCCUUCGCUUCAAACUAUGGCAGGUCAGCGAACUGCCACGCACUUCAACCAGGUUUUUGCUCAUCAUCCUCAGCACAAAGGAUUUAGUCUACCAUCAGGGAGUGGCAUGUCACAGCCGCAGCUAGCUUCGACGCAACUAGCUACUAAUUUUGUUGACGACUCUACCUGGUCUCAGCCGAAUAUCACCACUCUGAACGCACAGAUGAACGCACUGCACCGUACGCCAAUUUGCGCUGAGCAGAGCAAACGCUUCAUCUCCGAAGCCACACUCGGUCGGCGAGCUGCGGCCAAAGCAAAGGGGAUUGUUCCAUCUCCAGCCGUUUCUGUUAUCACUAUUAGUUCCAGCGAGGAGGACGAUGUGAAUGGGAGCAGGUUACUUAUUGUAGCCAGAUUAUUCCGAAAUAUUAGGGUGUCUGGAAGGUUUUGA